AUGGCUGCCAACAUGGCAAAUCAUACUCCUCGCUUAAUUUCAGUGCUGGUUGCAUUGGGAUUUGUUUUCCUGUGCCUGCUUCCGUCGAUGAAAACUGCGCCUAUUGCAGAAUCCCACAGGAAUCGUACAAAGUGCCGCUUCAUCAACUCAAGUCAUGAACGUACUGUCAACUGUGAAAACAGUGGGCUUCAGAAUGUUCCUGACGGCUUACCCAGGGAAGCAACAGUCCUUAACCUGUAUGGAAACAACAUUACGAUCCUCCACAAUGCCUCUUUCAAGGAUGUACCAAAUCUCGUUACUCUUAUUGCAUCUAAUAACCCACUUUCGGUUAUUGAAACCGAGACCAUGUGGUCUUUGCCAAAACUGGGAACUCUAAUAUUGAAUUUCUGCAAUCUACAGACUGUGUCACCACUGCUCUUUGUCAAAAACAUUCUCCUUACAAAGUUGUAUUUGACUGGAAAUCAAUUGAGUGAUGUUCCCUGUGAAACACUCGCAGUCUUGACAAGACUGCCGAGCAUGGAUCUAAGGCAAAACAAAAUACAAGGUCUCAACUUUGACGGGUGUUCAAGAUGGCAUAAUUUAACAAGAAUCGACCUUUUUCAAAAUCUGGUGGAAAAAAUUCACAAGAGAGAUUUCCUUGCUUUGCAAAAUGCUUCCAUCAAAUAUUUCUCACUGAUUUCAAAUAAAAUCAAGAAUUUACCCAAUCGUGUAUUUUAUCAUCUGAACUCAGUACAGAGUCUACGACUAGACGAUAAUCUUAUGACUUCAUUUGAUAUUCAACCUUUUCUAGGUAUGGGUUCCAUCGAAGAACUGUCAGUCUUCGGCUGUGAAAUUCAUCAUCUUCUUCCGCUUGGCAAUGCAUCGUAUCACUUUGACAACUAUCCAUUCAUAUCUAUUCUUGACAUGAGAUGUAAUUCGAUAGAAAAUGUACCUGCUGAUUCAUACUGGGGUUUCACAAAACUUCAAGCCCUCUUUUUGACUCACAACAAAAUUAAAACUUUUGGUAAUCAGUCCUUCUGCAAGCUCCAAUCACUUACAGAACUUGACAUUUCAUACAAUAAAAUAGCAGCCUUAACACCUCAUACAUUUGCCUGUUUGUCAAGUUUGACCAAAUUGAAUGUAUCAGAAAAUUUGAUACAAACUAUUUCGCCUAAAUCCUUUACUGGAAUGCCAUCGAUAACAUCAAUUUUCCUGUCCCAUAAUAAGAUAACAAAUUUGAACAGCUAUAAACGACUUUGGACACUAACGACUCUCCUUAUGCUUGAUUUAUCAUUUAAUGAUAUAAAGUCUAUUUUUCCACGCAGAAUGAAUGGCCUUUCGAAUCUAACGGAAUUUCGUUUAUCAUUCAAUCCAGUCUACCAAUAUAGUCCCUCUGCAUUUGAGGAUCUUCGGAGCUUGCAAAGGCUAUACCUGUCCAAUCAGAAGACUAUAUUCCUACAAGAUACCUUUCAGCAACUUCAUACAGUUCUCUUUUUGUGUAUUUCAAAUACUCGUAUCGAGAUUUCCGGAGAUUCAAUAGAGCAAUUUGUUAAUAUGACCCAUCUUCAUGAACUACGCAUGGAGAAAGCACAGCUGACCGGCAGUCACUUAUAUGAUGUGGUCAACAAUCAGUCGCUAUUUACGGGUCUCCAUGCGUUGAAGAGACUACGUCUCAAAGACAACGAUUUACACAGCCUGGAUAGUAGGGUGUUCUACAACCUUUCGAAACUUUACUAUCUCGAUAUGACCAACUCAAAUAUUCAUGUGCUGAGGCAUGGAGUGUUCCAUCCUCUGUCGUCCCUUGCCGACUUGCGUCUCAGUGGUAACAAACUGGCGGAGAUUGCAGGAGACACAUUCCAUGGUCUCUCUUACUUGUAUUUUUUUAACCUCCAAAACAACGGCCUUCGUGGUCUGGAGGUAACAACUUUUGCCCAGAAUCCUAAACUAAAGAUCCUCCUUCUUUCUGGAAAUCAAAUCAGUAUCAUUAAACCUGGAACGGUGUUGCCAUCCAAUAGCUCUCUUCGCUUGGAUGUGUCUAGAAACCCCUUCACAUGUACAUGCUCGUUAACAUGGUUUAGGCAGUGGCUCCACUCAGCCAACAUCGACUUAAAAAACGCGGACCAGACGUUGUGCUCUGGUACUUCAUUGAAGGAAUUCGCAGAUAAACCGAUCCUGUCGUUCCAUCCUGAGGAUCAUUGCGGUGUGAACAUCAUUCUCAUUGUGGUUCUCUCUUUCUCAGGUGUACUCGUCGGUGUAAUGGCUUUGCUAGUGUACAACAAACGAUUGUGGCUGAAUCAUAAAAUCUUCCUGCUCAAACUUGCUAUCGUUGGUUACACAGAAAUGGAAGAGGACUUCAACGCUGGCAACUAUCGUCAUCAUCUCAACCUCAUGUUCCAGGAAACAGAAGAGGAGUGGGUCAAUCAGGUUAUGAAACCUGCACUGGAGGAGAGGUUGCCACAUCUGCAAAACAUCAUCUACGGAGACGAGGACCUUCACCUAGGCAUGUACUACAUCAACGCACUCUACGAUGCCAUCGACAACAGCUUCAAGACAGUCUUGCUGCUAAGCAACCAGUCUGUCAAUGAUGCCUGGACAAUGACCAAGCUCCGUAUGGCUCUGGAGCACAUUAAUGACACAGGAUUAGACAAAGUCAUCUUGAUCUUUGUUGAGGACAUCGAGGAUGAGAACAUGCCGUACCUUGUCAGGUUGUUCCUGAGUAGGAACAGACCUUACAUGUUGUGGACAGAGGAUGAAGAUGGACAGGAACUAUUUUGGGUUCAGUUUGAGAAGAGCACAAGAGCGAACAGGGCUAUAAACAAUGCCAUUCCGCUGUAA
Molecule: messenger RNA, 2814 nt
Organism: Strongylocentrotus purpuratus (purple sea urchin)
Lineage: Eukaryota; Metazoa; Echinodermata; Echinoidea; Camarodonta; Strongylocentrotidae
Product: insulin-like growth factor-binding protein complex acid labile subunit
Exons: 1
Coding region: 1-2814 (937 amino acids)
Biological process (GO): signal transduction
Molecular function (GO): protein binding
Source: RefSeq, a predicted model, not a curated record